Poecile atricapillus (Black-capped chickadee) is the source of this 2387-nucleotide messenger RNA. RefSeq names its product TLC domain containing 3B (gene TLCD3B). Gene Ontology annotation, cellular component: endoplasmic reticulum; membrane. The transcript is spliced from 6 exons. Gene Ontology annotation, biological process: ceramide biosynthetic process; lipid homeostasis. Gene Ontology annotation, molecular function: sphingosine N-acyltransferase activity. Lineage: Eukaryota; Metazoa; Chordata; Aves; Passeriformes; Paridae. Bases 837 to 1688 code for a protein of 283 amino acids. The record is from RefSeq and is a predicted model, not a curated record.
CCCUCUCAAUUCCCCAGGUUUGGGACCCUCCUCCAACGUUUUUUCGGGUCCAACCCGAAUUUUGGGGUCCCCCUUUUCCCCCCUCCCCAUUUUGGAGUGGAAUCCCGCUCUCCCUUUUUGCCCCUUCUCCCUCAUUUUGGGACCCUCCCCAAAUUCUUGGGGUUCCCCUUUUACCCCUCCCCGUAAUUUUAGGGGCGCCCCCAACCCCAAAUUUGGGCCCUCCCCCCCUCUUUGGGACCCCCGUCAAAUUUCGGGGCCCCUCCCCUUUCUGGGACCCCAAAUUUUGGCUCCUCCUCCCUUUUUGGGACCUCUCCCAAAUUUUGGGGUCCCCCUUUGAGUCCGCCUCCUCUUUUGGGGGGGGGUCUUAGUGAAGGGGCGUGGCCUCGGUGGCGCGAGGGGCGGAGCCACCUCCCCUUUCCUAUACGUCGUCAUUAAAAGUCAUUAAUAUUCAUGACUCAGCGUAUUUAAUCGUUAAUAUGCUAAUUAGCACGGCGUAUCUCCGCACAGCUCAUGAAUAUGCAACAAAAGCAGCGUCGUCGCCAUGGCAACCGUUCCCCGCGCGCUCCCAUUGGCUGCCCGGCCUUCUCCGCUCAGCCAAUCAGCGCCGCCCCCGCUCCGCCCGGUAAUUCCCCCUGAUUGGCUGCCGGCCUCGGCCAAUCAGCGCGCGCGGCGUUGCCUCCGUUGCUGUGGAGACGCCGCGGCCGCCUGAGGGGAGGGAGCGGCCGCCAUUUAUGUAAAUGAGGGGCUGGAGCUCAUUUACAUUUUCACAUGAAUAUUCAUGAGGCACUGAGGGAGGCCGCAGACCUGCCCGGGUGUCGGCCCCGCCCCGCCCGGCCAUGCCCGGGGCCGCGGUGUCGCCGGUGUCGCCGGUGUCGCUGCCGCUGUUCCCGGCCCUGCCCGCGGGGCUGCUGUGCCUGCCGGGGCUGCUCUUCUUCCCGGGGCUCUUCCUGCUGGCCCGCCGCGCGCUGGCCGCCAUCGCCGGCUGUCCCCACGGCAGGGCCACCGUGCUGGCCGCCAGGCUGGUGUCAUCGGUGCAGGCAGUGAUGGCCUCCACAGCCGGGUACAUCAUCUCCAGCUCCUGCCACCACGUCAUCGAUGACCAGCACUGGCUGGCUGCGGCUUACCCGCCCUUCGCGGUGCCGUACUUCGUGUACGACGUGUACGCCAUGUACCUGUGCCACCUGCAGCGCGCCCAGGUGAAGGGACACGGGGACGCUCCCCUGGCCCCGCGCGCCGCCGCCGCCGCCUUCCUGCGCCAGGAGCUGCUGAUGGUGCUGCACCACGCCGCCAUGGUGCUGGUCUGCUUCCCCGUGGCCACCCUGUGGCGGCAGGGCAAGGGCGACUUCUUCCUGGGCUGUCUGCUGAUGGCUGAGCUGAGCACCCCCUUCGUGUGCCUGGGCAAGGUCCUCAUCCUGCUGCGGCGCCAGCACACGGCCCUGCACAAGCUCAACGGGCUGGCGCUGCUGGUGACGUUCCUGGGCUGCCGCGUGCUGCUGUUCCCGUACCUGUACUGGGCCUACGGGCGGCACCGGGGGCUGUCGCUGCUGCGCGUCCCCGCCGCGCUGCCCCCGGCCUACAACGCCGCCGCCGCCGCGCUGGCGGCCCCGCAGCUCUACUGGUUCGGCCUCAUCUGCCGCGGGGCCUGGCGGCUCUUCCGACCCACGGGGAGCCCGCCCCGGCCACCCUGAGCCCAGCGGGGGCGCGUGGCCCGGAGAUGGGGGGCGGGUGGCCGGGGGGGGGUCUAUGGGGCACCCCGGGAUGGCUCUGGGGUGUCCUGGGUCAUCUGUGGGGUGGUCUGGAUGGUCUUGGGGUGCCUGGGGGGGUAUCCUGAGGGGUCCUGGGGUGUCUGUGGAGCACCCUGGGGGAUCCUGGGGCACCUGUGGGGCACAUUGGGGUCACUGUGGGGUGUCCUGGGUUGCCUGUGGGGCACCUUGAGGGGUCCUGGGGUCUCUAUGGGGCACGCCGGUGUGGCUCUGGGGUGUCCUGGGUCAUCUCUGGGGUGGUCUGGAUGGUCUUGGGGUGCCUGGGGGUGUCCAUGGGGCACCCAUGGGGCACCUGGAAGGGUCUCGGGGUCUCUAUGGGGCACCCCGGGGUGUCUGUGGGGCAGCUUUGGGGUCUCUGUGGGUCCCCCUUCCCCUCCCCUCCCCCAUUAAAGGAUUUCUGGGCACUUUUGGGUACUUGGCCUCAUUGUUGGGGGGGGAGGGGCAAGGGUACCCCGAGUGACCCCUGAGUGACCCUGAGUGUCCCCCACUCCAGUCUCGGUCCCCUCCCCGGGACCCCCUUUCUUUUCUUCCCGUGUCCUCUCUGCCACCACUCCCUCUUUCUGCCUCUGGCCUGUGCCUGGGGUUUUUGGGGAGGGAUUUCUGGCACCUGCCCCCCUUUUCUUG